AUGAUUCUGCUCGAUGCUUCUAGAUGUACUAGACUCUUGAUCUCAUUACUAUUAGCCGGCGUCUUUUGCCAAUACAACCUGCUUUUUAUAACGGCUACUCAGCCACCAGUAAACAAACCAGAGCUUACCCAGGAACAAAAUGCACUUCUUCAGCGCUAUCCUUCCUUCGACAUAACCUUUCUGCCCGAACACCAACCCGACACUCCCGAGAUGGCCCAACAGCUUUACACAGUCCUUGAUUCUAUUCAGAGCUUAGCCAGUACUACAAAGCUCCCGCAAAACACUCCCAUGACAGCCACCCAGAUCAUUUCUAUGCUAUAUCUCUAUCGAGCUCUCUAUAGUAACAACACCCAAGAAGACUAUUAUAAGUUUACCAAGAACUUAGCCGGUGAAAUCCAUGCGAAACCCAUCAAGACUACAGAACUUCAAAACCUUCUUUAUCUCAUCAAUUACAUCUAUCAAGAGCAAAUUACAGUUGAAGGACAAGUCCAAACAAUAACUAAUCUAGCUGCCAAUGCCACUCCUCUCCUUCAACAGCUCACAUUUACCACGGGCGAGCAGCUUAUUAAAACGCUAGCUCCCUUCCAAACCGCAAUGUCUCUCCAUCCACUCAAUCUCUUAUUAUCUCACGUUGAUCUAAAAGUCUAUUCCCUCAACGAGCCCGUAGAGCGUACUGCCCAGCCCGCCAACGAGCGCCACAUAGCCGUUAAUCUUCAAGUGGGCAAUAAUAACAUAGAUACCGGCAUAUCUACACCCGAACCCAUACUAACCCCUGCCAAAAUUGCGAUUGGAUUCGCGGACACUGCAAUUCUUAUGGUGCACCUAACCACCACCGAGCAAUCCGCCCAAACCCAAGGUCUACAUCAAUUUCUCCAAGACCUAACCCAGUCCACCAACCUACCUGGCUACCCCAAUUUCCAGUACCGUUUUAUCCCUAGCACUCCAAACCCCGCCGACACAACCCAAAGUACCCCAACCAGAAACUCGUACAUGAAAACAGCCAUCAAUGUUAUUUUCAUCACAGGUUCGCUAGUAUUUAGCAUUAUCUUUUCCGCGUUUUCCGGGAUCAUAGUUCUUCCCAUGAUCUUCCUUGGCCUCAGUAUCUUUAUGCAACUGAACACCAGAACCCGCGGUAUAGAUGAAACUAAACUCCAUAUCAGCAUUUUUGCUAUUCUUGUUCUGACUGUGUUUGUUAUCUUCACUAACAUAACCACCGUUAAUCCUAUUAUCUCUCCAGUUUCAGCAAACUACAACCAUAACAUUAUCCAAAAAGCCGUCUAUCUAAUCUGUACCUUCGGUUCGAUCUUUGUCUGUUUCGCCUCUAUCCUCUUCUAUGCACAAAGGAGGAAGGUCUCGCUGCCGAUGAAGAACAUCCUUCGUGUUAUCCUCCUAACUAUUUCCCUGCCGUUUAUCUUCGCCAUUCCCUUAUGCACAGUUUUCUCACUCCCCACCGUUGCCACCAUCGCCACACAAACCAUCAUCCCCCUUUGUGGAGCCACUUUAUUCUUCUCCUCUGCCAUUCUUGCUCAACACAGCAACACAUCAGGCAGUGAUCGCAAAUCCCGCGCUAUAAAGAAAACUCUCGACUACGCCACUCUCAUUCUCUCCAUUACAUCUAUUAUUUUGAUUGCUGUCCUAGUCUUUCAAACCCACAUCUUCGACAGCAUUAUCCCUUCUCUAAGCAAAACCACACCAGUCCCCCAAAGCACACCAUCCAAUGUCUAA
Messenger RNA from Nematocida homosporus, 1725 nucleotides. RefSeq lists its product as uncharacterized. The coding region runs from base 1 to 1725 and encodes 574 amino acids. NCBI's taxonomy places the organism in Eukaryota, Fungi, Microsporidia. The record is from RefSeq and is a predicted model, not a curated record. The transcript has a single exon.